AAAUCUGCCACAGGUUGAUCAAAGUAACUCGCUGUGGUGCUGAAAGAGAGUGUUGCUUGUAUCUUUAGGUGAAAACCCUUCGCGCCUGACAUCCCAUUGCCAUUUACAGAGAUAACACGUUCAAUUUUUUUUUUAAAAAAAAACCUGGAACGGCCUCUGAGGGGAAAAACAGCGUGCAAUGUUUCAGAAUCGUCUUGGAAACUACAGCUAGAUUGUUUCAGUUCCCAUCUGGACAUGCAGCACCACAACUAUAGCCGACAUAGAGGCACAUGAUACCAUAGAGAGUAUAUGGCAGAACGGUUCUCCCGUCUGUGCAACGCUGCACAGGAAACUAGGGCUCCUUUCGUUAUUUUCUUAUCGCUACGGUGGCUGAUGAUGCAUUUUCUCUAACGAGUUCUCUAGUGGGCGCAGCGCAAUGCAUUGUGGGAGCAGAGAGGCUUGUGGUUCUCUUUUCAGCUUCCCCGCUUCAUGCUGAUCUCUUGUGAGGAGGAACCAGAAGAAGGAGAAGAUGCUGACCUCGCGCACUUUCCUCAAACGAACGCGGGCCGGAGCUGUGAUGAAGGUAGUGCGCGAGCAUUACCUGCGCGACGACAUCUCCUGUGGAGUGGCCGCCUGCACGCUUUGUGGCGGCGGCGUGGAGGACGGUGGAGGUAGCCACUCGCUCCUGGAAGCUCAGCCCAGUGAGGCCUUCAGCACUCUCUGUCCCGACCCUCACUACCUGUUGCUAGACACCAAUUUGCUGCUGCACCAGAUUGAUAUACUUGAGGAUCCAGUUAUUAGAAAUGUGAUUGUUCUUCAGACGGUCUUGCAGGAAGUAAGGAAACGAAGUGCUCCAGUAUACAAGCGAAUAAGAGAUGUGAUUGCUAAUCCUGAAAAGCAUUUCUAUUCUUUCACUAAUGAGCAUCAUAAAGAAACAUAUAUAGAACAAGAACAAGGAGAAAAUGCUAAUGACCGCAAUGACAGAGCCAUCAGAAUAGCAGCAAAAUGGUACAAUGAACACCUGAUGAAGUUACAAAAUGAAGAUAAGUUAAGAGUUAUCUUGCUCACAAAUGACAGAAAAAAUAAAGAGAAAGCUGUGGAAGAGGGAAUAACAGCUUAUACAUGUGAAGAGUACGUAAAGAGCUUGAUAGCCAAUCCUGAACUUGUGGAUAGACUUGCUUGCUUAAAUGAUGAAGCGAAUGAAAUAGAAAGUGGAAGGAUAAUUUUCUCAGAGCAUCUUGCCCUCAGCAAAUUGCAGCAGGGCAUAAAGUCUGGCAUUUACCUUCAAGGAACCUUCAGAGCUAACAGAGAUAAUUACCUUGAAGCUACAGUUUGGGUCCACGGAGAUGGAGAUGAGAGAGAGGUAAUAAUACAGGGACUUAGAAACUUAAACCGUGCAGUGCAUGAAGAUAUUGUAGCUGUGGAACUUCUGUCGAAAGAUGCCUGGGCAGCACCAUCCUCUGUGGUCUUGCUUGAUGAUGAGGGUCAGGGUGAAGAGGAUGAUGUGGAAAAAGAAGAACAGAAAGAAAAAACUCUGAAGACUUUUGGGAACAAGAAUAUGCUGCGCCCAACUGGCAGAGUUGUGGGUAUUAUAAAAAGAAACUGGAGGCCUUUCUGUGGCAUGCUUUCUAAAUCACAAAUAAAAGAGGCACGGCGGCAUUUAUUUACACCAGCUGAUCGCAGAAUUCCUCGAAUUCGAAUAGAAACAAGACAGGCUUCAGUACUUGAAGGACAAAGAAUUAUUGUUGCUAUUGAUGGUUGGCCUAGAACUUCAAGAUAUCCUAAUGGUCAUUUUGUAAAGAAUUUAGGAGCAGCUGGAGACAAGGAGACUGAGACUGAAGUCCUGUUGCUUGAACAUGAUGUCCCUCACCAGCCUUUCUCCCAGGCUGUUCUUAGCUUCCUGCCCAAGAUGCCCUGGAGCAUUUCUGACCAGGAUAUGAAGUUUAGAGAGGACUUGAGGCAUUUGUGUGUAUGCAGUGUGGAUCCCCCUGGCUGUACUGAUAUUGAUGAUGCAUUGCACUGUAGAGAUCUGGAAAAUGGAAAUCUAGAGGUUGGUGUACACAUAGCAGAUGUCAGCCAUUUUAUUCGGCCAGGAAAUGCUCUGGACCAAGAAUCGGCCCAAAGGGGCACAACUGUGUAUCUGUGUGAAAAGAGGAUUGAUAUGGUUCCAGAGCUCCUUAGUUCUAACUUGUGUUCAUUGAGAUCCAAUGUUGACAGGCUUGCAUUUUCCUGUAUAUGGGAAAUGAAUUGCAAUGCUGAAAUCUUGAGGACUAGAUUUACAAAAAGUGUCAUUAAUUCCAAGGCUUCUCUUACAUAUGCGGAGGCACAAAUGAAAAUAGAUUCUGCCAGCAUGAAUGAUGACAUUACUACUAGUCUGCGUGGACUAAAUAAGCUAGCCAAAAUUCUUAAGAAGCGUCGGAUAGAUAAUGGGGCUUUAACUCUUUCUUCACCUGAAGUCCGCUUCCACAUGGAUAGUGAAACCCAUGAUCCUAUUGAUUUGCAGACAAAGGAGCUCAAAGAAACCAACUCUAUGGUUGAAGAGUUCAUGUUGCUUGCUAAUAUAUCUGUAGCACAAAAGAUCUAUGAUGAAUUCUCAGAGCAUGCCUUGCUAAGAAAGCAUCCUGCACCACCUCCAUCAAAUUAUGACAUCCUCGUGAAGGCAGCAAAGUCUAAGGGUUUGGAAAUCAAAACUGAUUCAGCAAAAGCACUGGCUGAUUCCCUAGACAGUGCAGAAUCUCCCUCUUUUCCUUACCUAAACACUCUGCUACGUAUCUUGGCUACUCGCUUCAUGAUGCAAGCUGUUUACUUUUGCUCCGGAAUGGACAAUGAUUUUCACCACUAUGGUUUAGCAACUCCUAUUUAUACACAUUUUACUUCACCAAUCAGAAGAUAUGCAGAUAUUAUAGUGCAUCGACUACUGGCUGUGGCUAUAGGAGCUGAUAGUACUUAUCCUGACCUCACAGAUAAACAUAAAUUGGCAGAGUUGUGUAAGAAUCUCAAUUACAGGCAUAAAAUGGCUCAGUAUGCCCAGAGAGCUUCUGUUGCCUUCCAUACUCAGUUAUUUUUCAAAAGCAAAGGUGUGGUGAAUGAAGAGGCAUACAUUCUGUUUGUACGAAAGAAUGCAAUUGUAGUUCUAAUUCCCAAAUAUGGCUUAGAAGGCACUGUCUUCUUUGAAGAAAAAGAUAAGCCAAAACCAGCACUUCUGUACAGUGAUGAGAUUCCCUCUCUCACUGUGGAAGGCACAACUUUCUAUACAUUUGACAAGGUUAAAGUGAACAUCAUGUUAGAUGCUUCCAAUAUUCAACACCAGAAAAUCCGCAUGGCCCUAGUAGAACCCAAGGUACAAGGCUGUGGCAUUCCCAGCCAGGCUAUGCAACUAAGCAGUAACAAUGAACCACAGACAAAGAAGAAAAAACUUGGGAAAUAGCUUCAUUUUAACAAAUGAAUAAAUUGUUAUUUCAUAUUUGAUGUUUAAGACAGAUGUGAUGACAUUUUAAUACUUUUAUAGAUUACUUUUUUAUAACUUUGUUAAAAUGUAGCACUGUUUAAAUAUUUUUAUUUUUGAUGUACUUUUUAUCUAUUCCUGUUCAUGUAUUAUAUUUAAAGGCCCACUUACAAGCUAAGCUUCUGAUAAUCUCUAGAUGUGUCUACAGUGGCAGGGAAGUACAGAAUAUCUUGAAUCUGGAAUGUUUUUCUAAUGCAGUUAUCUAUACUUGUUCUGAUAUUGCUGAUGUUUGAUAUGUUGAUCCACUUAGCUUCAAGUUGUAAUGCAGAACAGACUUCCGAUUUUCUUAUUCCAUAUGUCUGUCAAUUCUUUGCCUAUCUUUCCCCUCUUUAAAAAAAAUGGCAAAUUGUGGUACUACAGACAUGACUAUCUUAGAACAGUGAAAUUGACUAAAACUAUUCAUGUAGAACAAAAGUAAAGAGGAAAUAACAAGGUUUUUUCCACAGUACUUGUUUCAUGUUUUCCAGACUUCAGUGAGUGUAAUAUAUAUGCUGGAGAAACUAUUUUCUGGAUAUCCUGCUAUAGCAGCCAAAGAGGUGGCUGUUUGCUAGACUGCUGGAUGGUCUAUAGUUUAAAUACGGCUUCUGAAUUGCAUACACAUUGGUAUUUUCUUUAGCUGGGAAACUGUAGAGGUCUGUCCAGAAUAGGUUUACUUCUGUGCUAUAGGUGCAAUAAAUAUUUAACAUGAUAGAAUAAGGAACCACCAGUGUGUUUAGUGUUAAAGCUGUACUAUCAGAGACGGUAAACUUGACUCUAGAUUGUGUAGUCUACACAGAUGGGUGGCUCAUAUCACAAGUGGAAAAGCGUUUAAAUAAAUCCUUCUGCAGUCAAUUUCUUGCCAUUGCCAGCAAAUAGAUCACUCUCCCCACCCCCACUGCUCACUUGAGUCAUUAGAGAUACAACUUUCAGCCUUUAUUACAUUUGAUUAACAUUGUUUCAUUCCAAUAUUGAAAAAAAUUAAAAUAUGCAAUCAGUGUUCACAUAUAUAUAUUUAAAUGUGGGAUAUGUAGUUAUAAACAAAGCAUAGUUUUGUUUAAGAAAUCAAUUUCUGUAUGUGUGAUAAAAAAGGAAAAAGCACUAUUAGAAAAUAAUGCACUGUUUCACAGAUAUGAUUCUUUGCAUAAGAAGAAAACGCCAAUUGUUACCUAUAACUACCACUAUUUAUUUUCACAGAAAACAACAUAAGCAAGUUCUUCCUAUUGGUGCUGUCAUUUUUGUUGUUGUAUAGUUCAGACAUAGCAGCCGUGUGCAUAUCUUGGAGGAUAGGGAACCAACUUUAGGCAUGUGGUAUUUGAAGUGCCUUUUACAAGAACUAAAUCUCCACCUGGGAAUCAUGGGUAUUUUGUGCAAGUCAUGGUAGCCGUGUGAACACCCCCACAAAACAGCAUCAGUUCUCACAAGCAGCAUCUCAGCAGUCCUGCCUGCUCCCCAGGUACUAGGGGGUUGAUGAUCAGGCUGUAAGCUAUCAGAUGGGUAGUUUUCACAUUAUUUGCUUAGUCAUCUUGAUGGUGGAAAGCAAUUGUGCCAGUCUAGUCUUCCAUGCAUCUCGAGAACACCACUUCAGCUCCAUUGUGAACAGUUGCUCCACAGAAGCUGUAUAAAGAGAUGUGCAAAUCACUUUGACAAGGGCAUUUCUAUAAGAUUGCAGCUGGAUUGACUAGCGGGCUCGCUUUCAGUCCAAUAUUUAGGAAUGGUUUUUCCUUGCUAGAGGGUGAUGAGAGAGAACACACAGUUAAGAUUGGUUUAGGAAGCCACAAUUAAAUUUACACUAUGUAAAAUUUAAAGCAGCAGCUGUUCUGGCCACUCCCGUUCCUAGAGGUUACCAUAUAAGACCAUAGCAACCAAAAGCCCAACCCAGCCCCCCCAGAAUGGAGCUUAGCAUCAUAGAAAGUAUGGAAGAAUAUCAGGGCUAUUUCAGAACCACCUGGAGAACAGCAGCUUUUAUAUUUUUGAUUGAAAUGAAUGUGAAGUAAAAAAUUCUAUGACUAUACAAAUGUAGGCGGAAUGAACAGAAAAGUUAGUAAGUCAGGGCUGUAGAAUUUAAAUCAAUCCAAGCAACAUUUACAAUUUUACUAACCCUAGUGGACAAUCAUGAAAAAGCAGUUAUGAUUUCAACACCAUUUUCUUAAUCCAUUUUGCGAGCAGCUGGCAUGAGAUCUGGGCAGACAUUUUCUCUCCAUCUGCACCCUCACCUCCAAGGCUCUGCAUGCUCCAUGCAACAACAAAAGUUCUACAGCAAGAAAUGCUAAGACCUUUCUAAAAUAAGCAAAUUCUGCAUAACCCAGUCACAGUGAAAGAAAAGUGCUAUCCAGGUUAUUGAAGCCCUAUCCCCAGCUACUUAGACUGCAAUCCUAUAUUCCCUUGGGAGCAAGUUCUCAUACUUUAUAGGACUUCUUGAGUACACAUGCGUAGGAUCUCUCUACCAUCAGCCAGAGAUUUUCAGAGGCCCUACAUACACAUGUUGAAGUAUGUCUUCGCAGCCGUAAGGUCUAGAAGCCUUAAAAAGAUAUCCCAAAAAAAUUGAUAGUAUGCCCAAUAAUCUUAUGUUUACACAGACUUGCCUAUCUUACCUUUGUUUUGAAAACCAGAGAUUUCUUCUCAUAAAUGCGUGUAUCAUUCUCUCUGCAACUGGUCUCAGCUCCAACUGUAUCCAUAAGACUGCUACUACAAGUCUGAGUGCUGUAACCACUAUCCACCUGGCAAAAAGAAAUAAUGGGAUAUGAAAUGUGAUAUUGAUGAGAUUCUAAGAAAACAGCAAGAAGCAAGAGAAACAGCAGUAUGCGGUGGGAAGGGAAGCCCAGCAAAUACUUUUUUGCAUUGUGUCUUUAUAUUCUAAACCUGUAGGCUGGGACUGUCUAAUUUUUAAAAUAUGUGGAUAACAAUUAUUUGUAUCAUGCCUAAAGUAUACUAACACACACAUACACGUUAUGUAAAGAUUGUCUUACCCCUUAUAUAUCCAGUUGAUCACUACGCUCUGCAGGUGAGGGCCUCCUGCAGAUACCAUCUUAUCAGGAGGUCUGUUCUGCACAACAUAGGAAGUGUUGUGCCACCUAGCCUCUGGAAUUCCCUCUCCCUAAAUAUUGGACAGGCACCAUCUCCGAUAUAUUUUUGGCACUUACUGAAGACCUUACUCUUUCAAUGAGCCUUUUAAGUAGAGACCUUAUCCCAGUCUGUAUCUGUGAUGGAAUUACUUUAGCAGUUUUUAAAGCUUUUUAAAA
Messenger RNA from Rhineura floridana, 6702 nucleotides. RefSeq names its product DIS3 homolog, exosome endoribonuclease and 3'-5' exoribonuclease (gene DIS3). Gene Ontology annotation, biological process: rRNA catabolic process. Lineage: Eukaryota; Metazoa; Chordata; Lepidosauria; Squamata; Rhineuridae. Gene Ontology annotation, molecular function: 3'-5'-RNA exonuclease activity; RNA binding; endonuclease activity. Gene Ontology annotation, cellular component: cytoplasmic exosome (RNase complex); nuclear exosome (RNase complex). The transcript is spliced from 21 exons. Bases 509 to 3406 code for a protein of 965 amino acids. The record is from RefSeq and is a predicted model, not a curated record.